AUGUCCUUCAAGGAUUCACUCCGUAAGGUGUUGGUAGAGGGUGAUGUAGACAGAAACAUGCUCUUGAAAAAUAUUAUUAUUGACGCCAGAAGACGCUGCUUUUACCAAAACAUUAUCUUUUUUCACAUUACGAUAAGGGUGUUGUCUUUCAUUUUUUUAAAUGCAGGUCGCGGGAAAGAAGCUUUGGUGAAUUACAAAACAGCCCUGCAGCUCAACCCCAAUCACACAGUGGCUUUGGUGAACAUGGGUCGGCAUUUGCGUGCAGCAGGAAAUAUUCAGGAAGCGGAGCAAGCUUAUAAGAGGGCUUUGUCAGUAAAACAGGAACCGAGUACGCUGCAGUUGCUUGGAGUAUUGUAUUACCACAAAAAACAGUUGAAAGAAGCUGAACUGGCUUGGAAACAAGCUUUAGAACUGGACCCAUCAAACCUUGACACUCGAUCAAAUUAUGCCGUUCUUCUUGGUCAAACAAACAGACUCAAUGAGGCUGUGAGCAUUCUGAAGGGCCUGGUUCUAGAUGAUCCUAACAACCAAGAACAUUACAAA
Orbicella faveolata is the source of this 543-nucleotide messenger RNA. RefSeq names its product protein O-mannosyl-transferase TMTC1-like. NCBI's taxonomy places the organism in Eukaryota, Metazoa, Cnidaria, Anthozoa, Scleractinia, Merulinidae. The record is from RefSeq and is a predicted model, not a curated record. Gene Ontology annotation, molecular function: protein binding.